Molecule: messenger RNA, 624 nt
Organism: Medioppia subpectinata
Lineage: Eukaryota; Metazoa; Arthropoda; Arachnida; Sarcoptiformes; Oppiidae
Source: the annotation of a GenBank genome assembly
GUUCCGAGAAGAACACUGAAGGGCAUUACGGAGGCAAAUGGAAACACGGAGGCGACGACUAUAAGAAGUAUAAGAAAAGCGGUGGCGAUAAGGCAACACAUAAGGGCGGAAAAGAAUAUGGGAAAUACGGCAAAGACGCCAAAGGGCACUAUAAACAUGGACAGUUUGAAGGUAAAAAGUAUGGUAAGAAAUCUCAUGGAGGUUCUGGCGGACAGGGGGGCAAAAAAGGGAAAAAAUACUACAAAGACAAGGGCUAUAAAAAGAAGGGUUUCAAAAACGUUUACCACAAGGAAGAGUUCGGCGAUCACAAAACCUAUUUCGACGAAUUCCGAGACAAAGACUUUAAGAAGAAAUGGAAAGGAUUUAACGAUCACUACGACUACAAAGGGGGCAAGAAGUGGAAGGGAACUGAUGGCAAACAAUACCACAAAAAGAAAUCAGUUGGCGAUCACCACAAAAAAUACGGCAAAGGCUCGUAUAAGAAGAACAAUGCGGACGAGUAUAAGAAGGGCGGUGAUUACUACAAGUCAGGCCACGGGUCUAAAGGCAAUCGUGGCGGACAUAAGUCACAUAAGGGUCAUCACUCCAAGAAGUCACAUAAAAAGGGCGGAAAAGGCCAUCAUU